GAUUAUUAAUUGGUAUUUACUACUGUUACUUGUCCAAAGGUGUCAUUUUUUUUCUCAAUUGUGUAGAAUUAUGUUCUUAUAAAGAUUCUAUAUCUUAUUUUAGUUUGUAUCAAAAUCGAAAGUACUUAAGAGGUUAUAUGCAUAUACAGUUAAUGAAAGGCAAAUAUAGCGAAACAAAUACAUAAACAUUGAAACAAUUGCAGUGUACAAAAAUGAUUGGUAUAUUAAACCUGGCAAAUGCUACUUUUAGGUCGUCUUCGUGUUUAGUUAGUAAUUCGCGUAAUUUCUCCAUUUUCACAAAUCCAUUAUGCUUCAGAGCAACUCAGGUGCUUUUAGCAGAACCAAUGAAAAAAAAGAAGAAGCUGGAUCCUGCAAUUAUUAGAGCUAGAGAUGAGAGAAAGAAGAAAAGGAUAGAAAAAAGAAUUCGUUCUUUACAAAAAUUUACAGAUCAUAUGAAACCAAUUUAUGAAAUAGAUGUAUUGCCUGAAUUAUUGAAGAAUGAUGAAAGAAUCGGCCACUUGACGACAUCACUUUCAGAUGAGGAAGUAGAAAGGAGAAGAUUGUUACAAAGAGAGUGGUCUCUGUACAAACAAGAUCAAUGGUUGAAAGAUUUACGUGUUAUAAAAUCUAUUAUUACCUCACAAGAAAUAGCAUUAAAAGAAUUAAAAGCUGUUUCAAAGCAACUUUAUAAGGAAGCAGUUGAAUUUGAUCACUUAUAUAUACCAUAUAGUGUAACUGGACCAGUAGAUACUCCAUCAAUACAAAAUUAUGAUAGUCCUGAUGGCGAAUAUAUAGAAACCACUGUUAAAUACAUAGGAGAAUAGUUAUAGGAAAUAAUGGUGAAUCAUGAUAAGA
Messenger RNA from Eufriesea mexicana, 855 nucleotides. It is a transcript of the gene mRpL40, whose product is annotated as mitochondrial ribosomal protein L40. The coding region runs from base 213 to 824 and encodes 203 amino acids. Lineage: Eukaryota; Metazoa; Arthropoda; Insecta; Hymenoptera; Apidae. Gene Ontology annotation, cellular component: mitochondrial large ribosomal subunit; mitochondrial ribosome. The record is from RefSeq and is a predicted model, not a curated record. The transcript has 5 exons.